Symphalangus syndactylus (siamang) is the source of this 504-nucleotide messenger RNA. RefSeq names its product ubiquitin-ribosomal protein eL40 fusion protein. Lineage: Eukaryota; Metazoa; Chordata; Mammalia; Primates; Hylobatidae. Gene Ontology annotation, cellular component: ribosome. Gene Ontology annotation, biological process: translation. Gene Ontology annotation, molecular function: structural constituent of ribosome; protein binding. The record is from RefSeq and is a predicted model, not a curated record.
UUUUUCUUCAGCGAGGCAGCCGAGCUGGAGACGCAAACAUGCAGAUCUUUGUGAAGACCCUCACGGGCAAAACCAUCACCCUUGAGGUCGAGCCCAGUGACACCAUUGAGAAUGUCAAAGCCAAAAUUCAAGACAAGGAGGGUAUCCCACCUGACCAGCAGCGUCUGAUAUUUGCUGGCAAACAGCUGGAGGAUGGCCGCACUCUCUCAGACUACAACAUCCAGAAAGAGUCCACCCUGCACCUGGUGUUGCGCCUGCGAGGUGGCAUUAUUGAGCCUUCCCUCCGCCAGCUUGCCCAGAAAUACAACUGCGACAAGAUGAUCUGCCGCAAGUGCUAUGCUCGCCUUCAUCCUCGUGCUGUCAACUGCCGCAAGAAGAAGUGUGGCCACACCAACAACCUGCGUCCCAAGAAGAAGGUCAAAUAAGGUUGUUCUUUCCUUGAAGGGCAGCCUCCUGCCCAGGCCUCGUGGCCCUGGAGCCUGAAUAAAGUGUCCCUUUCAUUGA